Molecule: messenger RNA, 1180 nt
Organism: Trichoplusia ni (cabbage looper)
Lineage: Eukaryota; Metazoa; Arthropoda; Insecta; Lepidoptera; Noctuidae
Product: regucalcin-like
Exons: 6
Coding region: 145-1056 (303 amino acids)
Biological process (GO): L-ascorbic acid biosynthetic process
Molecular function (GO): enzyme regulator activity; calcium ion binding; gluconolactonase activity
Source: RefSeq, a predicted model, not a curated record
GACUCAUAAUACUCAAUUACUUAGCUUUCAUAAAGUUUGACAGAUUAGAUAAGAUUCUUGUGUUGUGUUAUAAAAGUGGGCCGCAUAACAUCUUCCUCAGUUGUGGUCGACGCGCGUAGGUAACUGAAGUGUUUGUGAUAAACUAUGGCGCCAGUAGUAACACAAAUAGUUGACCCCGUCACCAUAGGCGAGGGUCCGCACUGGGACAGCGAGGACAAUGCGCUGUACUUCGUCAGCAUCAACGACCACACUAUACAUAAGUAUAAACCAGAUACAGGCAAACACUUUAAGGCUAAGCUAGACGAUGGUGCUCAUUUCAUUCUACCUGUUGAGGGAAAGAAGAACCACUUCCUGAUCACUCAAGGCCGUAAAGUGGUGGAGAUCAAGUGGUCCGGAGACGAGAAAUCUCCCAAGAUACUGAGAACUAUUACAGAGGUCGAGCACGAACAUCCAACAAACUCACUUAAUGAUGGAAAGGCUGAUCCUUUAGGAAGACUGUUUACUGGUAGCUUGACUGGAAAUUUUGAUCCAAACAGUGCGAAGACAGCCGCCCUGUACCGCAUAGAUCCUGACGGUACCACCACUAAGCUGGCUAGUGACGUGCAAUGCUCCAACGGCCUGUGCUGGGACCUCAAGGAGAAGGCCUUCUAUUAUAUAGACUCUAUAACAAGAGUCAUCCAAAGAUACGACUAUGACGCGGCUACCGGACACAUCUCAAACCCCAGAAGUGCGUUUUCAUUAAUAGAACAUGGUUUGAAAGGAUCCCCGGACGGUAUGACCAUCGAUACCGACGGGAACCUGUGGGUCGCAGUCUUCGGGGGAUCAAACGUUUUAAAGAUUGAUCCUAGAAAGAACACACUUCUGGAAACGCUGCCUAUACCGGUACCUCAGGUGACGUCAGUGACCUUCGGAGGUCCAAACCUGGACAUCCUGUACGUGACUACUGCUUGUAUAGACUUCGGAGGAAAGCCAGAUCCCCCUUCGGGCGCCACGUAUGCUGUUACAGGGCUCUCUGUUAAGGGACACCCGAAUCUUAGAGUCAAGAUGCAUAGAUAAAUCGGAGAGGGCCUUAAGUUUUCUCCGAUAACCCAAUGCUAUUGCCUGUCCACUGCAUCGACGGAGAGAGUUUUAAUUUUUAAGGAUUAUUUUAUAAAACCGAUUAAUUGUAUUUUUACACAUA